GAAGUGAACCAGACCUCCUCUCUCCUCCUUCAUGAUCAGAGUCAAACUUCUUGUUAACACAGAAGACAUCAGUGGACGUCACACUGAACCCUUCACUCCCACAGUAACGUGUCCAUCUGCAGAAGACGUAUGAAACAAAUGAAUGGAUGUUGAAUAUCAGUAGAGUCACAGACCUGAUAUCAUCUGCAUUCACCAGACCAACUGAUGGACCCUGAAGCCAACAGAAUGAUGGAGAUGGUGGCACUGGGCCGACCAUUCGGCCUCGGGAUGCUUUAUGACUGCCGCAGAGACUCACUCAUCCCUGGAAUGACUCUGUGGGACCAGAAUGACCUGGAGAAAGACACAAGGGAAAGACCCAGCCCUAACAGUGACUUUGAGAUAGUUGCAUCUGAGUCUUUUGAGGGUAAAUUAUCAACAUUAAAUGUUAAAGCAUCUCUGAAAGCAAGUUUCUGUAGUGGUUUGGUAGAGGUUGGAGGAUCAGCCAAAUACCUGAAUAAUCAGAAGACCUCUAAAAAACAGGCCAGAGUGACACUGAAGUACAAAACUACCACAAAGUUCCAGGAAUUGUCAAUGAAUCAUCUUGGAAGAGGAAAUGUGAAACAUCCAUACGUUUUUGAACAAGGUUUAGCGACUCAUAUAGUCACAGGUAUUCUUUAUGGGGCACAAGCCUUCUUUGUGUUUGACCGUGAGGUUUCUGAAAAUGAAAAUCAUCAAGACGUUCAGGGCAACUUGAAAGUGAUGAUCAACAAGAUACCCACCAUUUCUAUAGAGGUUCAAGGUUCCCUGAAAAUGGAAGAUAAGGACAAAGCUAAUGUUGAGAAAUUCUCGUGCAAAUUUCUUGGAGACUUUUCUCUAACAAAAAAUCCAGUGUCCUAUUUGGAUGCUGUUGAGGUCUACCAAAGCCUGCCAAAACUACUGGGAACUGAUGGAGAAAAUGCUGUACCAGUGAAGGUCUGGCUGUUACCACUGACAACUUUAGAUUCUACUGCAGCUAAACUGGUCCGUCAGAUAAGUAUCGGAUUAGUUCAACAGGCAUGGAAACUCCUGGAGGACUUCAUGGAGCUGGAAAUCAGGUGCAAUGAUGCACUGAGUACCACCACUGCACAGCAGUUCCCACAAGUCUGUAAAAAGAUUAAAACAUUUAAAGAAAUGUGCUGUGAGUUCAAGCUGGAAUUCCAACAAACUUUGGCCAAGAAGCUUCCAUCGAUCCGAGGAGGAGGAGAAGAGGAGUCUGAGCUGGCAGACGUGCUGAAGAAGAAACUUGCUUCACCUUUCAACAUUGAAGCCCUGAAUGAGUGGAUGGACUGUAAAGAAAGAGAAAUCAGCAUCUUAAAAUCUUUCACCAACAAGAUGAAAAACACCAAGAUCGUUUCUUCCAAUAAUGUUCUACAGGAGGAAGUUCUUAGUGCAGAACAUGCUGUGUGUUUUGUCUUCACCUCCCUGGGAAGUCCUGAACCGUACCUCUCAGCUUUAUCAAACUACUUAAUGGGAUCAAACCAACCACACAUUUAUGAUAUAGAGAAGGAACAAUGGUUC
Molecule: messenger RNA, 1536 nt
Organism: Mugil cephalus (flathead mullet)
Lineage: Eukaryota; Metazoa; Chordata; Actinopteri; Mugiliformes; Mugilidae
Product: neoverrucotoxin subunit beta-like
Exons: 3
Source: RefSeq, a predicted model, not a curated record